AUGGCGUGGUGGCCAUUCCGUCGAAGCGGCGCGGGAGAGGCGGAGGCAGAGCAAGAGAGGCGAGGCCUGUUGCAGCAUCCAUCCGAGCGCAGACGAGCUUCAGACCAUCACCAUGUUCAUCAUCGCGGCAGCAGAGCCGACUCGCACUCGCACUCGGACUCGCACUCGGACUCCUCUGCCAAGGCGACACCGCUGCCCAAGAUGCAGCUCUUCAUCCUCUGCGUCAUGAGGUUGAGCGAACCCAUCGCCUUCACAUGCAUCUUCCCAUUCAUCCCCUACAUGCUGCACGAUAACCUGCCAGACGUGCCAAAAGACGAGAUUGGCUACUAUGCUGGAUUGGUGGAAUCGCUGUUCGCAGUGGUGCAGUUCCUGACCGGCAUGGUGUGGGGUUCGCUGUCCGAUCGCAUCGGUCGCAAACCCGUGCUGCUGAUCGGUCUGGCAGGCACUUUUGUCAGCGUCAAUGCUUUCGGUCUGGCCAAAUCCUUUCACGCCAUGAUCUUGGCGCGCGCCAUCAAUGGUCUCAUGAACGGCAACAUCGCCGUCAUCAAGAGCGUGCUGGGAGAGUUGACAGACGACAGCAAUCAAGCUAGAGCAUUCACCUUUUUGCCCCUCAUGUUCGCCAUUGGCAGCAUCAUCGGUCCUGCCAUCGGCGGCACUCUCAGCGAUCCCGCAAGCACCUUUCCCGAUUGGUUCGGUCGUAGCCAGUUUCUGAAAAGGUAUCCUUACUGGUUGCCGUGCGGCGUUGCUGGCCUGCUCAACCUGUUCGGUCUCCUCGUCGGCUUUCUCUUUCUCCAAGAGAACAGCGACGAACGAGCCUCGCACAAUCAGCCCGCCGCUCCAUCCCCCAUCACCGAUGAUGAGGAGAAGCCGGCGUCAUUCAAGGAAAUCUUCAAGCCCAAGAUUCUCACCGUCUUGUUCAACCAAGCACUCAUCAACCUCAUCAACGUCGCAUACAUGUCCGCUUUGCCCCUCUUUUGCUUCACACCGAUCGAAAAGGGAGGCUUGGACUUCACCAAACAGGACGUCGGUACCAUCUUGGCUGCCAACGGCGUCUUGGCCAUCUUCAUCCAGCUCUUCCUCUUUCCCUUUCUCGAGAAGCGUCUCGGCGGACCGCAGCACGUCCUCAAGCGCAGCUUGCCCUUCAUGGCCAGCACUUUUCUCUUUUUCCCGCUCGCACAUGUGGCGGCGAGGCUCGGCAGGGCAGAGGUGUGGACCGUGCUGGGAGCCAUGCUGGUCUUCAAAUCCAUCGGUGGCAUCUCCAUCGUAAGCGGCACGCUGUGCAUCAACAACGUCGCACCAAACAGGGCGAGCCUGGGUCGAGUCAAUGGGCUGGGUCAGAGCUUGGGUAGUCUGAGCAGAGCUGUUGGGCCCAUCUCGAGCACGAGCCUAUUCGCUUGGUCCAUCACCCAUCCACAAUUCCUCGAUGGUCAGCUUGUCUGGAUCGCAUUCUUUCUAGUGAGUGGGUGCAGACGCUGCGCUGUGUGUGCAUUUGUGGCGCCGACUGAUGGAUGGAGCUCCAAACUCGAUCGCAUGCCUCAGCUCGCAUUCGGGACUUGGUGA
Molecule: messenger RNA, 1560 nt
Organism: Ceraceosorus guamensis
Lineage: Eukaryota; Fungi; Basidiomycota; Exobasidiomycetes; Ceraceosorales; Ceraceosoraceae
Product: MFS general substrate transporter
Exons: 5
Coding region: 1-1560 (519 amino acids)
Biological process (GO): transmembrane transport
Molecular function (GO): transmembrane transporter activity
Source: RefSeq, a predicted model, not a curated record